This is a messenger RNA of Macrosteles quadrilineatus (aster leafhopper), 1913 nucleotides long. RefSeq names its product arylsulfatase B-like. Lineage: Eukaryota; Metazoa; Arthropoda; Insecta; Hemiptera; Cicadellidae. Bases 52 to 1842 code for a protein of 596 amino acids. The transcript is spliced from 11 exons. The record is from RefSeq and is a predicted model, not a curated record.
UAGAGUCUGGAGCCAAGACCUUGCCUAUAAGUAUACUUGCAAACAUCUGUUAUGAAAUCUGUUUAUAUUUUUUGCUCUUUGGCAGUGAUAUUUGCAGUCCUAUUGGGGCUGGGUCUGUUUGCAAGUAUUUGGUGGCUUGAUGCUUCAGUUCAAGCUUCUAAAACUUCUCCUCACAUAAUUAUCAUCUUGGCAGAUGAUUUGGGAUGGAACGAUGUCAGUUUCCAUGGGUCAGACCAGUUCCAGACACCCAACAUUGAUGCCCUAGCAUACUCUGGUGUCAUUCUACAGGACUACUACACUCAGCCUAUCUGUACACCAGCCAGGGCUGCCCUGCUUACUGGCAGACACCCCAUCAGUAAUGGAAUGGAGCAUGAUGUGAUAUACGCUCCACAACCAUGGGGUCUCCCACUCUCGGAGCGUAUAAUCCCACAGUAUCUACAGUCUUUGAACUACAAGUCCCAUGCAGUGGGGAAGUGGCACCUCGGCUUCUUCCAUUCCAACUAUACUCCAGCCAGGCGAGGCUUUGACUCUCACUACGGCUCCUGGCUUGGGCAUCAAGACCACUACUCACAUAUGGGGUAUGAGCCUCAUCCAGGGUAUGAUUUCCAUCGUGAUUUGAACGUCAGCUGGGACGCUGCAGGUAUGUACACCGCAGAUCUCUUCACCAAGGAGGCUGAGCAGAUAAUUAGAGAUCACGAUGAUUCUCAACCUCUCUUCCUCUAUCUUGCCCAUGAUCUGCCUCACGCUCCUCUGCAAGCUGAUGACAAAACUGUCAAGAGAUUCUCUUACAUUCCAGACAAAAAGAGACAGAAAUUUGCAGCAAUGGUGACAGCACUGGACGACUCUGUCGGUUGUGUAAUGAGGUCUCUUGAGGCGAAGGGCAUGUUGAACAACUCCAUUGUACUGUUCCUAUCUGACAACGGAGGUGCAACUAAUGGAUUCAAUGGCAACGUUGCUUCCAACUGGCCUCUAAGAGGGGGCAAGGACACGCUGUGGGAGGGUGGAGUGCGGAGUGUCGGAGUUAUCUGGAGUCCUCUACUGAAGUCAACUCCCAGAGUUCACAGAGGCCUGGUCAAUGUACAGGACUGGCUGCCUACAUUACUGGAGGCUGCAGGAGUUGGCAACCAAACUUUGGAUACAAGCCAUCUAGACGGUGUAAGUCAAUGGCCCUCUUUGCAACAGAAGACAAAACCACCGUACUCAACUAUGCUGCAUAAUGUCGACAAACAGAGGAAAAUUGGUGCACUGAGGCAUGGCAACUGGAAACUCGUCACUGGUAGAACGUACAACGGAGCUUACGAUGGGUUUUACGGACGUUUGAAUGGCAAAGUGGCUUAUGAUUUGAAUAAAAUAAGGAACAGUGAAACAGGAAAAGCUGUUAGUAACACUACAUCACCUCUGCCCUGUGACUCUGAUAUCUUGAAGAUGAGGACAGCGGCUACAGUCUCGUGUUUAUCUUCCCAAAUAGCAACUCCAAAAGUGACUCCACACGUAAUUCAUAUUAGGGACACAAUGUUUAUUGUGGAUGUCAAUGAAACUGGUUCUGCAAUGCAGAGGAAAAUGAAUAAAAGAAAACAUUCAAACACUUCUAAUGAAGUUCCCACACAGAGUACACUGGAUGCCACCGCGUGUAAACCUCAUCUAUCCCCGUGUCUUUUCAACCUGCUGGAAGAUCCCUGCGAGAAACGGAACUUAGCUGCAGAGUUUCCGGAAACAGUAAACCAGCUGAUGUCCAUACUGCAGAGCUACCAACCUGUGGCACCAAAUAACCGACCAGAAGAUCCCCGCAGCUAUCCGAUCCAUUGGAACAACACUUGGACAAACUGGCUUGACUUUUUGUGAUGCGGAGAAAUGUUAAAAAUACAUCACGCCAAUAUACGUUGAAAUAACCAUGCACUGAAUAGGUUAUGUUA